AUGCCACAUUUCCUGCAUUACACCUUUAUCGAAUAUUUUGGCGCGUGCUGGCUGUUGGAAAACCAAGAGAAAGGGUCCGAGGUUGCAAAGGAGGUGUGGCUUCGCCUCCUGAACCGCGAUGUGGGCGUGGGGGUGAGGCACAUCCUGGAGCACAUGCUGUCGGACGGCCUCCCGCUGCACCGGGCCGUGCUGGAGGGCAGCGAGGGCGCGCUGGAGGCGGCGCUGGAGGCUGGAGGCGACGCCGACGAGAGCGACCGCUUCGGCCGCACGGCGCUGGUGCAGGCGGCGUCGCUGGGCCGCGCCGACGCCGUGGGCGCGCUGCUCGCCAAUGGCUGCGACCCCGGGCGCAGGGACGCGCUGCUGGGCUGGACGGCGCUGCGCUACGCCAGUGCCUGCGGCCACCUCGAGGCGGCGGAGCGACUGCUGCGAGGGGGCGCCGACCCCGACCACUUCGUCACUCACAACGUCGACAUCCGAGAUCUUGUGUUGAAAGCGGCAGAGCAAGGUUGGCCAGCAAUAAUGGAAUUAAUAUUGAAGAAAAAAGGGAAAUAUAAAGACAUACGAUUCGAAAGAAGAAAAACACCUAUAAUGAUAGCUGCAAUAAAUGGACACAGGUCUACUGUACAGAUUUUAUUAAAGUAUGGUGCGAGUGUAUCAAAGAAAGACUUUUCUAACAGACAACCCAUUCACUAUGCAGUCAGUGGCAGAAACAUUCAGAUAACAGAACUCCUCCUGAAAAGAAGAGCUGACCCUAAUGCUAGAGACGAACACGGCAAAACCCCGCUAUUGAUAGCUGCACAGGCGGGUCAUACUCAAUCAAUGGAGCUUCUCUUAGACAAUGGCGCAGACGUCAGUCAAAAGAACGAGUUCCAAUCGACAGCGCUCCAUUUCGCCACACAGUGGCGUCAUCACCACAUUGUAAAGCUCCUCCUCGAAAGGAAAGCUGAUCCUAAUGCCGAAGUCCAAAGUGGCUACACUCCGCUAAUGAUGGCAGCGCGAGCUGGAGAUGCACAAUCCAUGGAGCUCCUUUUAGAACAUGGCGCCGAUGUCAGUCAAAGCGACGAGAACCAUUGCACAGCCCUUCACUUCGCAACUAUGUCGCGCAAACACCCAAUUACGAAGCUCCUCCUCGAAAGAAAAGAUGAUCCUAAUGCAGUAGACAAGGAAGGCGAAUCUCCUCUCAUGGCGGCAGCAGUGGGGGAUGAUUCGCAAUCCACGAAGCUCCUCUUAGAACAUGGCGCCGAUGUCAAUCAGACGAAUAACCGCGAUAGGACCGCGCUCCAUUACGCUACCAAAAGGGGUCAUCACAAGAUUACGAAGCUCCUCCUUGAAAACAAAGCUGAUCCUAAUGCAGUAGACAAACAGAGCGAUACUCCGCUAAUGAUGGCAGCAUGGGCAGGUGAUGCGCAAUCCACGGUGCUCCUCUUAAUACAUGGUGCCGUUGUCAAUCAAAGGAAUAAACACGUCAGGUCAGCGCUCCAUUUCGCUACUGAACGCGGUCAUCACAAUAUUACGCAGCUCCUCCUCGAAAGCAAAGCUGAUCCUAAUGCAGUAGACAAACAGUGCGAAACUCCGCUAAUGGCGGCGGUUGUGGGUAAUGAUGCGCAAUCCACGGAGCUCCUCUUAAAGCAUGGCGCCGUUGUAAAUCAAAGGAAUAAACGCAACAGGACAGCACUCCAUUACGCCUCUAAAAGCGGUCAUCAUAAGAUUACGAAGCUCCUCCUCGAAAGCAAAGCUGAUCCUAACGCAGUAGACUUAAUGGGCGUAACUCCGCUAAUGAUGUCAGUUUGGGCGGAUGGAACGCAAUCAACAGAGCUCCUCUUGAAACACGAUGCCAUCGUCAGUCAAAUGAACGUGUACGACUGGACAGCGCUCCAUUACGCUACUAGAAGCGGUCAUCAUAAGAUUACGAGGCUCCUCCUCGAAAGCAAAGCUGAUCCUAAUGCAGUAGACAAACAGGGCGAAACUCCUCUAAUGGCGGCAGCAGUGGGAAAUGAUACGCCAUCCACGAAACUCCUCUUAGAACAUGGCGCCGACGUCAGCCAAAGUAACAGGAACCUCUGGACAGCGCUCCAUUACGCGACUAAGUGGCGCCGUCACCGUAUUAUGAAGCUCCUUCUCGAAAGCAAAGCUGAUCCUAACGCAGAAGACGACGACGGUAUAACCCCGCUAAUGAUGGCAGAAAGGGCGGGUGAUGCGCAGUCCACGGGGCUGCUUUUAGAACAUGGCGCCGACGUCAGUCCCAGCAAUAAGCGCAAUCGUACUGCACUUCAAAGACGUGGCUGCUUAUAG
Molecule: messenger RNA, 2292 nt
Organism: Gryllus bimaculatus (two-spotted cricket)
Lineage: Eukaryota; Metazoa; Arthropoda; Insecta; Orthoptera; Gryllidae
Source: the annotation of a GenBank genome assembly